CCCCUCCAUCCACUUUCCCCUCCUUCAUCUAUCCUGCCUUCUUUUCUUCACAGUUAGUAUUCUAUCCGUACAACUUUGCUUUUUUAAGCUAAUUUCUAAAUACAAGCAUUACUAUGCAAAAUUCUGAUGACGAUAACGACUGGGGAGACCUCUUACCCUCGCUCGAGGAGACGCUUAAGCUCCUCCCGGAGCUUAGGGAAACAGCGGAGGCUCUUGGUAAUCUUCGUACCGACCCAAACCACAACGAUCCAAAGAGUUGCGGCCAUUCGGGACCUCCUACCUCGCGCUCUAUUGAGCCUGUAAGAACCCCACCCUACAAUCCUCCAUUCCCCAACGAGCCUGCUCGUCGGGGCCGCCGUUCCAAACCAGACUUGCGGGGUUUGUAUACACCUCGUCAUCGUAGAAACACCCAUGUAGCCUCCGGGGAAAAUAAACAACUUUCUCUCCCAACAACUCUGAAUUCUAAUAGAGUUUUACCUAAGAAAGGAAGCUACCGUGCUGUUAUGGCUGAGGCAAAAUUGUUUGUAGCAGAAAAGGAGGCACAACUUCAGUUUACUCCAGCCAAUGAGUCGGACUCCGAUCGAGAGUUUAGAGGUACUAUUGCUAACUCAACCAUACUCGAUAGACAUAAGAAGCUCUAUGGCCUCGGCCGGGGUGAGGUGGGCGACCCCGCAGAGCCUAACCCAGCUCAGGAUACCAAAAAAAAAUCUAAAAUAAACUCCUUCCCAAUUGCCAAACGUUCUCAGCCCUCCAAUGCGGCUAAGAUUGCUCAGAAGAAACAUGAACACCGGUAUAUGGGGCUAACCCCCUACUUAUCUACUAGCGACUCUUCUGAGAGCACAGACGAUGCCAAAAAGACCUCCUACAGGGCGAAACUAUUUGGACUACGGAAAGGUAGUUCCCGAUCAAGGAAGACUACAGCUGAGAGAUCUGCGUCUCCUCGAUCUAGCCAUGGGGGUACCCAGUAUCACACGCGGGCCAGCCCUCUUGUUACCUCAGAAGUUACUAACAAGAGUUUUCGCCCCCGCCGCCGAGCAGCUGUGGUUGCCAUGGAACGAGCCAGAAGCCAGUUCGACGACCCUUUUCCUGGAUUCUUUGCACCCCGUCGUGUGAAUAGACGUACAGCUGAACAAAACGCUCUAAUACCUAAAUUUGCACAAAAGGAACCGGCGAUAAAGAUGGACGGAUCUGCAUCUGAGGAUGACGAGGUAUCGUCAGUUCCUGUUCCUGUUAACAGUAUGUGUCGGGGGACUCAACUCUUUUAUAAGAUGGAGAAUAUCGAUCCGGAGGAAUGAGGCAGUGUCGGUAAAGGGUUGUCAGUAUUUUCUACCCCAUUUCACGUUCAUUAUUAUUGUUGCAGUUAUUACUUUGACACAUUGAUACUUUGAUACUAAUUGGUACUACACAUUAGUUUAGGGUUUGACUUCAAACCUCUCCCCUUUUCCAAUAUUUUUCCUACAAUUUACAAUUGUAUUCGACCGUUUUACUCGAUGGUUUCAGCAAUAUAACGGAUGAUAAACGAGCUUUUUAAGUAGCUGGACCGACCCACGCUCGAACAUGCACAACCUACAGUACCCACCGGGUUUAGUUUCGACACUUAUUUGCUCCGGGAGUAAUGCCCGGGUGGCUGGAUUUGAUUUGAUCCUUUCCUGGUAAGUUAUAACUAAAAAGAAUUCAACUCCAAUUGUUUGACCUGUAUUGACUCGAAAAUUUACAACACACUUUAGACUACUGUUCUAUAGUUCGCAUAUUGCUGAUACGGAGUUAUUUUCUUUGUUCUGGUGUCUCAUUCUCUCUUUCUCACCUGUUUUAAAUCCUUGUUCUUAUGACCCGUGAUAGAUAGUGUCAAUUGUCUUCCUCAGGUAUAUAAAAUGUUCAUACCCUAUUUUUUUUUCUUUUUUUUUCCCAAAAAUAACAUUCUUCUCAAAAAAAUAUAUAUAUAUUUAAAAAAUAGUGGAAUCGAUAUUACGUAUCGUAUACCAGCUCCUUCCACUCUUUGUUACCCACCGCUCUCACUUACAUUUCUUCUCUAUAUGCUAUAUGCAUGCAACUUCCACUUUAUCACAAAUUAUUCGGGUCUCAAGUUGAGUUCUACCUUCGUACUAUCCCAAUGACAGUUUUUUUUCUUGCUUGCCGUUCCCUCACUGUCAGGUUCUCUUAUUAUUACCUCCUUAACCUUAUUCCUAUAUUACUUUCUUUAAUUUCACUGACCUCUGGAACAACUAAAACUCAGCUUCAACCUGUAUUAUAAAAAAUACAUACAGUUUCAGAAUUCUUUGAACAAUAAUAUGUGCUUUACACAUACUUGAAAUCAGUAUAAGAAAGGAGCAAUUUUUAUAAUUGCUCCAGUGAGCUCUAAUACCACAGUUUUUGUGACCCUACUCCCUACUUUCCUAUUUAGAAGUUGGCUGUAGGGCAAAACACUCAACUAAAUUUUCACAAUCCUAAACUAUAAUCUGUAGCCUUAUAGGUAUAGGUAAAACUGUGAGUUUAAUUCCGUCUCCUCAGGAUAUUAGCAUACUUAGUUUGAAAAAAAUUUUGUUUGCUUGUUAUU
Tuber aestivum (summer truffle) is the source of this 2554-nucleotide messenger RNA. Lineage: Eukaryota; Fungi; Ascomycota; Pezizomycetes; Pezizales; Tuberaceae. The record is from the annotation of a GenBank genome assembly.